AACCUUUUUUUUUAAAUUGGUGUAUGAAACCAUUUCAUUUUAAUUGUGGUAAUCAAUAUGGUUGGUUUUCAAUAUACCAUAUUGCUGUUUGUUUUCUAUUUGUCCUGUUUGAGUGUUUUCCCCUAAAUCCCUCUUACUCUGCCUGCUUGUGGCUAGCUGAACAUUUCCUUUUGACUGCUUCUGAUCUCCUUUGUGGGUUCAUUAUCUCUCACUUGCCUUGUCUUCCAAAGGGAGAUCCUUAGCAGAGCUCCGCAAUCCCUUUUUGAGCGGCUGCCUCUUCUCUGUUGCUUCACCUGAGGAUGCUGAUUUGUUUGUCCAUCCUGGCAAGGUCCUCUCUGUUCAGAUGGACUUCUGCACUCUCCCUGGGCUUCCCCUCUCUUCUUUGUUCUCCAAACUCCUGUCCAUGUCAGUGGAUAGGAAAGCUGGUAAGCUGGUCAGUGGUUGAGCCCACUUCACUAGCUUUCAUCUCUCAUGGAUCAAAUCCAAUCUUUCCAGACUUCUAAGGUCAUGACAGCAUUCCGUGUAAUUUGACAUUUGCAUGGUUAUUAUUUCAGAUGGGGUGGUCCCUCUGCCUGUGUAGCUCUUCAUAUUGAACUUCACAUGACAGAAUCUCUUAGGUCCUGCUGCAAAAGUUACCCCCUAUGCUUUGAUUUCUACUGAUCUGAUAACAUACAUGGCUUCUGACAGCAAUGCUCUUCAGGUUCCCUUGCGUCAGAAGCCGAGGAAGAAAACUCAAGGGUUUUUCACGAUGAGUCGGAGGAGGAUAUCAUGCAGAGAUCUGGGCCAUGCUGACUGCCAGGGGUGGCUCUACAAGAAAAAGGAAAAGGGAACUUUCUUAAGCAAUAAAUGGAAAAAGUUCUGGGUGGUGCUGAAGGGGACAUCGCUGUACUGGUACAGCAACCAAAUGGCAGAGAAAGCAGAUGGAUUUGUAAAUCUGCCUGAUUUCACCAUGGAAAGAGCAUCUGAAUGCAAGAAAAAGCAUGCUUUUAGAGUCAGCCAUCCCCAGAUCAAGACCUUCUACUUUGCAGCUGAGAAUUUGCAGGAAAUGAAUAUGUGGUUAAGCAAACUUGGAUUAGCUGUAAUCCAUCGAGAGUCUACCACAAAGGAUGAAGAAUGUUACAGUGAAAGCGAACAGGAAGAUCCUGAACCCGCUGUGGAGACUCCACCCCCUCCUUACUCUUCUGAGGCUCCUCUGGCUACACAGCAGGUGUCUUCGUACUCACCCAAGCUGGCUGGAACGGCAUGCUCUGUCUCUUCCUCAGAUGACACAGCGAAGAUGCCCAGCAGUUUUUCUUCCUCUGUCUCUAAAGGAAGGCAACCCUGGCUUGAUACUGUUAAUAGUUCAUCAGCUGAUGAAAAUGUGGGACACUCCAAAGCGUUGGCUGCGCAGGUUCACUGCCCUGCCCCCUCGGAAGCAAACAGUUACAAAGCCUCAGAAAGCAACUUGGCCACAUCAGAAAGUGGGUUUUUGAACUCUUUGUCUAGUGAUGACACGUCUUCACUGAGCAACAAUCAAGACCAUCUUUCUGUUCCAGACAAGCCUACUGGAUCCAGGGUGAUGGACAGAGUGGAAGAAACAAAAGCACCUGAAGAUGAUGAAAUGGAGAAGCUCUACAAGUCACUAGAACAAGCCAGUCUGUCACCUCUUGGGGACCGACGACCCUCAACCAAGAAAGAAUUGAGAAAGUCAUUUGUUAAGCGGUGCAAGAACCCAUCCAUAAACGAGAAACUCCACAAAAUCCGAACACUGAAUAGCACAUUAAAGUGUAAAGAACAUGACCUGGCCAUGAUUAACCAGUUGCUGGAUGAUCCGAAGCUGACAGCGAGGAAAUACAGAGAGUGGAAGCUCAUGAACACUUUGCUGAUCCAGGACAUGUACCAGCAGCAGCGGGCUGCACCUGCCCUCGAAGGCGAGCUCCAGGAUCUGCGGAGGCUACCUUCAGGCUGCGUUGAAAAUUCUAUUUGAUAGCAUGCCAGGAUUCUCUCCUAUUAAUGCUUUAUCGAGGCAAUUCUUCAAGAGGUUACAAGGACUCAGUUCCUGAAACAUUAGCUUCUCCUCUGAGGAUGCAAUUUAGGUGAAAAAUAACAUCAGCAAAUAUAGCAGUCUUCUCAUUGCAGUUGGACACAUCCAAUGAGGACACAAUGACUGUGUUCAUUUGCUUGAACAGAAGUUUUUGUGUGUUGCUAUUGGGAGUUUACACGGACGGGAGAGGCCCUGGGUUAGGUAUGAGGGAUUUGUCUUCUUUUUCUUACUUCCUAGGGAAUUGCGGCAUGCUAUGGUCCAAAGGCCAGAUUUUAAUAAGGAUAAUUAUUCAUAGAAAUGUUCUGUUUUCCAGAAGAAUGUGGACUUUCCAUCCAUUUAGGUUGCUGAGUUUUCUGAAUCAUGCUGUAAGUGGAGGAAAGUUUUCUCCAGUAGCGACUGGGCUGGGACAGAUGUGGUGCUGUGGACAGAAUCUCCUUGUCUUCGGUGUAGCAGGGUGGUACCUCUUCCACUUUUGGGAAGUACUUCAUAGAGCAUGGGAGAGCCCAGUGAGAAGGAGUGUUUUAUAUCCCACGGACUCAGCGGACACGUUAGUGUGUUCACAUCCAGGUUAGAGGAUCUGAUUAUUUCUUUGCCUUGCAACGCAGAGAGAAGAGAGACGACUGGCGAUUCGUGUGUCUUCUUCCCUGCCAUAAAGCAGGGGAGUUCUAAGCUCAGAAAGGAUUGUUUGCUGCUUUGUCUUUGGUAUGAACUUACAUCCAAUUUGCCAUGGGUUAAUAUUGACAAGAUGGUUAUGGUGUCUGAAGUUUUUGAUAUCAUCACUCAGAAAACAAGCCAAUCCAAAACUGGAAUUAAAAAAAAAAAACAAUAAGACUGAAAGUCACAAUUGUUUUAUUUUUGUAUGAUUAUGCAUCACUUCGUGUGCCAUGUGAAUAGCUAUAAUAUGUUCAUUAUUUAAAUAUAUUUAUAGAAAUUAAAAUUACUAGUGUUUUGAAAGAUGAUAUACUAUUCUAUGUUUUACUCAUAUAUUCUUAGUGUAUACACUUUUUGCUUGGGAAAAAUAAGAAUAUUAUUGAUUCCUUGGAGCUACUACGUUGCACUAUAAUGUAAGAAGAAUGCUCAGGAAAUCUUGUAGGAAAAAUAUGGCAGCAUGCAAUAAAUUUUCAAUUCUCUCCUCACCCCCAGAACUCUUAGAUUUUUCUGUCUGUGUCUCAGUCUUGACCAGAAACAGACUUCCAUCCUAUCUUGUUAUUCCUGUUAAAUAAACUUUAAGUUUUGUGCCAGUUAUGCUCACAGACCUCUACCAAAUAAAACACAAAUAAUGUAAUCUUCCGAUGAAAGAUUAAGCAGAAAACUUGGGGGUCACUUUUGUAGUGAUCCCAUACAGGAAAAAUGUGAAAGUUUUUGCUUACCAAUCAGCAUGAAUAUAGGAGUUCUCUAAAGGGUUACAAAAAAUAAUACUAUGACAGAACUUUGCAUUUCAAAAUUUAUUCUCACCAAAGCAGAUUUAAUUCCAUUUUUAAUGGCUUUUUAGAAGAUUUCUUGAACUUAUGGUGAAAAUAAGCAAAACUUACCGAGAAGCCAGUUGGACCCACCCUGUCGCUAGGAAAUUGUUGACAUAGCAUACUUCAUUUUGUAGUCUAAGUGUGGUUUGGUAGUUGAAUGGAAAUAACCACCUGAAUUGUGUCUGCAAACUCAAUGGAAACAGUUGUUGGAUAUUUCCACGAGCCUUAGUUAAAAGUUUUCCUGCCUUGUAAACAAAAUCAAGAAGGAUAAAAAAACAAAGUGUAGUAUCAGAAGCUUCUCUAAGAUAAGGGGUAAGGUGAUCAAUUCAUUCCAGCGAGUGUGUGAGCUGGCACUUCUCCACUAAGAAGGCAUGAAGAAGGGGGUGAGAGUCUGACCCCUGGUGAAUCUGUGGCCAGUACCUAGGGGAGGUAAGCCAUUCAGAUCCUCUAGCUGAUGUUUCUAGUUUGAAAAAUGCCAUGGAUUCUCCUUGUGAUUGGAAGGUUGAUGAUCCGGGACUCACCAUAUCAGCAGGGUACUGAGGAAGGAGAAUAGUAACCCUGAAUAUUCCAGCACAGGGCCAAGUGUUUUCUCACCGUUUGGCUUUGCUUUGCACUACUGACCCACACGCUUUCAGAAAGGUUUCCUAAAUGGAAGUGUUCCAAAAACUUUUGAUCAGGGCUUGAAAACAUGUUGAUGUUGAAACGCUUUGACUUCCACCCCCACUUUUUUUUUUCUUUUGCAGAAGAAGGGCUUUCCAAAAGCUCGAGGGAAAUACAAUUUUUUAAAAUUCCUCUGUCCAUGGACUUUUUACAGACCUCUUGUAUUUAAGUGGGCUUUUACUGCAAACUCCUUUAGUAUCAUUCUGUCUUAAAAAGCAAACUGGCACAAUCUUGAAAAGAUUGCCCAACCGUGACUUAAAACCAGUGAAUGAUGUCAAGGUCGCUUCUGGGAGGUUAGCCUAAAAGUUUCUGUUGUCUUGGUUAGAGCUUAUUUUGUGGAACCUCUUAUAAUGAAAGUUGGAAGGAAUGAUCUGAUUUUGCACCUCGCCCUUUUAGACCUAAGUCACUGCUUGCAUUAGUGCCUUUCCUGAUGUAAACGCUUUUGUUCUGUGUUUGGAAGCCAGGGGCUGCUUCUUGAAUGCCCUAGCAUCCUCUGUAGCCACUAAAUGAGAAUGGGAUACAGAAUAAAAUAAGAGAAACAGAAAGUGAUACUUUCCCUGUGCUUGAUGCAGGAGCAGCCCUAGCAAUUUCUUUGUAGAUCUCAAAUCAUUUUUUCUGGUCCAAAUGUUACCGGGAAAACUGGAAUACUUCCUAUUUAUUGCUUGAAAUGAGACAUCUCUGAGAUGAAUUUUAGAUGUUUUGAUGGGGCCUAAGGUGAAACUCCUGUGGUCAUUGCAUUGGCCGGCUGCUAAGGAAGGAAGUGGUCAAUCCCCAUGCCAGUCCCAACCCAUGCAACCAGUUAAGGAUGAGGAUCUUGAGAAAGCUCCAUUCUGCGUGUGUGCGUAGCACUCUCCCCUAUUGUCGGCUCACAGACUGAAGUGGGGCUUGGCACAACAGACUCAUCUUCAUUGGCCGGCACGUUGCAAACACACCCUGAAUGUGACUGCCAGUCUUGCAACUGAAGGGCAUCUGUGACCUUUAGGAACUCGUAACUCUGCCUCACAGCUCUCAUAGGCUAGCGCAAAAGAACUAGAGAGCAUCCUAGGACAUAUGACCCCCAGGACUUGUAGCAGUCCAAGACAAACUGUUAGGAGUCAGAAUGCAGUAUAAAGUCCAUGCCUUACAUUUACACAGCACUUUAUGAUUGGAACGUUGGUUCGUUCCGGUCACAACCGUCUUCCCUCUGUGACUCUCUUCUUUUGCCACAACUCCUACUUCAUCUAUCCACUCAGUAUCCCCGGCACAAGGGCUGUGGAUGACUGGGCAGUGAAGUGCCUGGCCCAGAGACCCAGGUGAUGAAGCCAGAAGUCAAGCAGGAGCUCCAGGACUCUGAUAACCCCUCAUCUGUGACUUUGGUAAGCACCAGUUGUAGCAGAGCCCCUCAGGGAACAUGCCUUCAAUUUUCAGUAUGGACUCCAUCUCACCAGACUGGUGGUGGUGACAUUUUGCUGAGUGUUCCAUUUGAAUCUGGAGGGACCUGUAAUUCCCCGAGCUCCCUGAAGGUCCUGCUGUGAGCUGCUGUGGCACUGUCCGCCUGUACUUCCUUUGCAGCUUACACAGGAAGUGAUUCGUACUGCGUGAUCCUUGGUGGGAAGAGGCAUGUGGACAGACAUGAAGAGUGCUGGUUUUGCUGCUCAUGUAAGGUUAGUCUAGCUAGAUGUCACACUCAAUUUGUGACUGGGGGAUAUAGUCCUUUAACCAUCCUUUCUCAGCAUCUUGUGCAAGUAUGACUUUCUCAAGUAACUUUCACAUCACUGCACCAUUAAGACAAACAGGUUGAAGGGAAGAAAAACAUGUGCAUCUUUUGAAAAGAGGUACUGUGCAUAUUAAAGCCACAUUUAAAUUCAUAGGCACAUUCCUCGUUGUAGGAAAGAUAAUAUUUCAGCAAAAUACGAUUUAGUAAGUCAUUUAGGUGAAGAGGGUAUCACUUUACGCUGAAAAGCCACCCUAUCGACACAAGGCUUUAGAAAGCAUCUUUUCUUCAGUCGAACACAGUCUGGUAUUUGGUCAGGGAUUUCCGAUUUUCCCUUCCAAUAUUUUGUGUACUUAUGUCAUGGACGAAAUUGAGCCCCAGGCUUGGGACGUGGUGGCCAUGCUGCAGUUUUCCAACACAUUCUUACACAUCAUAGGUCUGAAAAGCGACAUUUCUCACCUUACCUGAAAUGGGAUCAGGAAGGGUCGUACCCUACCCCUUACAGAAGGGAAAAGUCUCCAGUGUCAGCAAUGAGGUAUUAACCCACUGCGAGUUUCUUUGUGCUGAAACAGAAAGCUAUUUCGUAUUUUGAUUUCUGACUCUUACAUUUCUUGGCUCUUUCCCACAGUACCCUAGAAAACAUUGCAAAUGCAGUCUGCAUUAAAAAUUUUGCUUCAGUCUCUCUCCUGCUAUAAACAGAGGUAAUGCUUUAUGUAGAUCUCUAUGCUGAGGGGGAAGCAUGACCCAAGGGGAUGUUCAACAUCUCAAAAUAAAACUGAGAUUUCUGGUCACCAUGAAUUUCGAUGUUUUGCAUGUUGGGGAUGUGACAUACAGCACUGUAUGGUAUUUGGAGCAAAAUAUUAAUGUGGAAAUCAGAUGCAAAAUUUCACUGUAUUUUUCUUCCUUUGUCACUUUGUCUUUUUGACUAAACUUUGAAAAGAGGCAUGACUCGUUUCUCCUACUUUGUGUUUUUGAGGUUGUCCUGUAAGAUGAAAACAAGAGAAAAUAUAUCUAUUAAAAUGACAUAGGAAAAGUUGGAAUGUGCCUCUGGUGUUCAUUUUCUGUGCUCUUCUUCAAAGGAAAAAUUUCUCUUUAGGUAGUGAGUGGUUGUUCUUUGAUCUUCUCUAAAGGUUACAGUGCCCUCUGGUGGAACUCGAAUGAUAACAAAGUCCUGAGGAUAUUAAAAUAAAAAAGGUCUAAUUAUGUUGAACAAUCUAUUUCAACUAUGGUUGGGGUGGUUUUCUCCAAUGGCUGUCAGUUCAUAGGUUUAUUGGUAAGAUAAUAUUUACAUUCAAAUAUCACUAUUGGUCCACAAAGUGAAUUUGACAUUA
This is a messenger RNA of Ochotona curzoniae (black-lipped pika), 7170 nucleotides long. It is a transcript of the gene IPCEF1, whose product is annotated as interaction protein for cytohesin exchange factors 1. The coding region runs from base 674 to 1966 and encodes 430 amino acids. The record is from RefSeq and is a predicted model, not a curated record. Lineage: Eukaryota; Metazoa; Chordata; Mammalia; Lagomorpha; Ochotonidae. The transcript is spliced from 11 exons.